AUGGAGACAAGUUUCACUAAAUUGACCCACAUGUCUGUCCAUGUCGUCUUGCCAGUCGCGCUUUUCUAUGGUGACUUGGUCAGUGAUGCCUUGGUCAUGAGCAAAUUCUGGCAAGCUCAGCACUAUCAAUAUUUCACGCUUAAUGCCUUGGCUAUUCUGGCUGGACUGGUGACCACAAGUGUGAUAGGAUCUGCAGGUAUGGGCAGUGCAAGCGAGGCAUUGCAGCCUAUAAGGGGCUGCACGGCCGUGCUAACAUUUCUGCAUGUCAUACCAUUGUAUUGCUUCUUCUUCGCACUUUGGCAAUUCGCAGAUGCAAAAUUUGCCACAUACAAGUCUGAUGCCUUUGACCGCCGGCUGAGAGAUAAAGGUCUCACCGCAUUGAUGGCUUCCUCAAUCAUUGGUGAGACAUUUGGGGAAGCAAUGCUGAGUUCGUUUGUGCAGCUGUACGCGGCACUUCGUCACGGACCACUGCAGUGGCCAUCCCUCUUGGCAUGUUCUGUUCUGCUGAGUCUGAUCUCACUUGGUGAGUCCUUCUCCAAGAUCGAUAAGUUCGGUCAUGUAAGUCGUUAUCGACAGGGGCAGGCCGUUGUGGUCGGCCUAGCCAAGCCGCAGUCCGUGGCGUAUGCCGCCCUGUUGCUCUACAGAUGGCUGGCGGUCUGCAGCCGAUUGCUUCUUUUCCCGCUGUUUCAGCUGGCAUUGCGUGAGGACUGGCUAUUUCUGCUCCUUGUUUUUGUUGAUCAACGAGCAGGGAAUUUCUUUGACUUAGUGACGCUUCUUGGGAGGAACUUCAGCUUUGGCAUGUUGCUUACGGGGGCUCCCUUCUAUGGAUCGCUGAUUGCAUUCUCCAAGCAGGUGAAUGUGGAGUUGCAUGCACUUCUCCAUUGUGCCGAGUCGGUGGCUGCAAUCUGGAUGGCCAGUGCAUUUGGGAGUGGAGUCCCGGCAUUGUGGGAAGAACACGGCUUUGCCCUCCGACUGUUCCUUGCCUCUAGUGUGAUUCAAUGGCCUUUACUCCUGAUGCUGCGCUGCUUCUGUUCCCACCAACUUCCAAGCCAUGAUUUCCUGGCUGUGAGGGAUGAUUGCCUUUCUGAAGAAGCACAAAGCAUGUGCGACUCUUGUGACGCAAAGAUCCCGUUAUAUGUGGCGGCAAUUGUUCCCUUCACGAUGAAAGUGGCUGUGAUGUGGCAAAGUUGUUUGAUCUCAUGAUGAAGGGCCAGGCAUCGGCACAGGUGGCAGCCCAAAUCUGUGACCUCAUCAAGCGCCAUGUCCUUCCAAAGAAGAGCUCCGAACUCCCUGCAGCUGUGACGGCCGCAAGCUGUAUGCAAGCCAUCUUGUGCGCCAUGGAUGCACACUUGUCCAGCCCGGAAGUGCAGGAACAAGCUGUGUGGUGCUUGAAGAAUUUGGGAUUGAACCGACCGGAAAACGAAGAGACAUUGAUGACGCUGGGAGGCGCUGAGGCUAUUUUGAGGGCCAUGACGGAGCACUGCAGCAAUGAAGCGGUGCAAAAGGAAGGCUGCGUGGCGCUGGCUAAAUUGACCACGGAACACCAGAACGUCUUGAGGUUUCUGAGUCUUGGAGCAGAUCAGGUCAUUUUGGAUGCCCUGCGAAACUACACAACCAGCACUGGUGUGCAAUGGUGGGCUUUUCAAACCUUCGGAAAUUUGGCCGAGACCAGCGAGGGAAGAGCCAAGUUGCGUGAACACCUGGCAGCUGACGUCAUCGACGCUGCCAUGAGAAACGGCAACUCUGAGAUCCAAGCGAAAGGCCAACAGCUUCUUGAAAAGUUGGCGCAGGGUGGCCACACAGGGCCAUGAGAUGUGACGUUGUUUUGCUGUGCAGAAGCUUCUCCAGUGUGCCAAGAUAGGUGUUGAACUUCCAUGGUGCUGAAAUCACCUGGAGCUGAUGUGACCUUUCACAGCUGGAACCAGGCCCUGCCAGAAGCUUUGCUGAGCAGAACUUGCACCGUUUUAGGCCGUUGGUGCUGCGGAUGUGCAGACCGUGUUGGAAGAUGGAAGCAGCUUACUCUACGGUGAACUGCUACCUGAAGGCGUGGCCCGUUUGGCUGAAGCCUUCUUCCAGGACCAAGAGUUGGAAGGUCCAAUUUUGGAACUCGGUAUGGGCACCGGAAAGGUGGCCCUGCAACUCUUCCUUUCGACGCCGACGCCGCGCCACGUCUACGGUGUGGAGAUGGCCCUUCACCACGAAGGUUUAUCCGCCUGAAGGAUGCUGGGAUCCACUGGCAAGGUCGAGAAGAAGAAUUCCGGAUCGUGUUUUUCGGAUCAGUGCAAAGGCCCAUGGCCACUUCCACGCCUCCGUCUCUUCAGCUUGAGCGCCCGAGUCGUCAAAAAGUCUUCAGACCGGAAAAAA
Messenger RNA from Cladocopium goreaui, 2364 nucleotides. The record is from the annotation of a GenBank genome assembly. Lineage: Eukaryota; Dinophyceae; Suessiales; Symbiodiniaceae.